CGGCGUGUGUGGCGUAUGGCACUUUUGCGCAUGUGUAAGACGAAACUUUUCCCCACGCCUACAAAGGGGUGGGGCUCCUCCCGGAAGAAAGUCGCUCAGGUAGUGGGAGAGUUGGAGGCGAAGGUGUUUUCCGCGCAUGUGCUCCUCGCUUCCUUUGGCAUUUCAUUGGGCAGCUGAAGCUGUGGUUCUAAGGGAAACGUAGACGUCGAGAUUCUCACCCUGUUCCCCCACCAGCUAUUCAGCAUCUUCCCUCCUUCCAGCUACUUUGUAUUUAUUUUGCAUACAUCAAGCCACGUACCACACCCAUGCCUCUCUUAAUAGACAUUUUUGUGGCCUCGAUGCUCGGGCGCUUUGUUGUUCGUCGUUAUCAGUGGCAUCAACUCUUCUUUCCACGUCCGGCGCUCUGCCCCCCGCGCCACCUAACUGCCUCGUCCAUGGCAGGUACUUAACAAGGGCUUGUACUCUGGGCAGCCGACUGGGCCGUGACGCAAGUCCCGUCGGCGCCUGUCUCACCAAGCGGUCAUUCUAGGCUCUGGUCCAAAUACGAGGGCUGCCUCUGUCCUAGAGAGGGAUUGCAUGAUUAGGAAAAAUAACACGGCCACAGAAAAAAUUACAAAAUGGAUACAAAGUAAUUUUGUGGGUGAGGAGGACUAACUGCCACGGCCGUCGGGACCAGUCUCCUGCAGAAGGAACAGAAGUUUUCCGCGAAGAGUGUGACACAACUGGGGGCCGCAGAGGGAAUAGAGCCGGGCCUUACUCUCUGCGCAUGCGCACCAUGCCACCGUGCACCUAGACUCCCUCCCACCGACGCCCUGAAGGGGCGGGGCUUUGGCUCCUCCUCUGGCCCGGAGGGCUGAUUGGUUGGUAGGAUUAGAGCUGGAGGAGGCGGGAAGGAGGGCUACACGUGCACUGAGGAGCUAGCGGAUUGGGCUGCGGGGCCGCGCGCGUGCGCGCUGGGAGAAUUCUCUCGGGGUGUUUUCCUCUGCUUCCUUUUCGCGCUCAGCUCUGCAUCCUCGCUCGCCGUGGUCCAGGGUCGCCACGAUCAUGUCUGGGUGGGAGUCGUAUUACAAAAAUGAGGGUGAAGACGAGGAAGAGGAGCAGGAGGAGGGGGCUGACGCAGAAGGAAACUAUAAGUAUUCUGGACGAGACAGUUUGAUUUUCUUAGUUGAUGCCUCCAAGGCGAUGUUUGAACUCCAGGCUGAAGAUGGAAGAACUUCUUUUGACCUAACCAUCCAGUGCAUCCAGAGCGUGUACAGCAGCAAGAUCAUCAGCAGUGACCGAGACCUUUUGGCCGUGGUCUUCUAUGGCACCGACAAAGACAAGAACUCAGUGAAUUUCCGGAACAUUUAUGUUCUCCAUGAGCUAGACAUCCCAGGUGCAAAACGGAUUCUUGCGCUUGACCAGUUUAAGGGAAAACAGGGAGAGAAACAUUUCCAGGAGCUCAUUGGCUGUGGCUCGGACUAUUCCCUGGCCGAGGCCCUCUGGGUCUGUGCUAAUCUCUUUAGUGGCGUCCGGCUCAAGAUGAGUCACAAGCGUGUCAUGCUGUUCACCAACAAUGACAGCCCCCAUGGGGACGAUAGCACCAAGGCCAGCAGGGCCAAGACCAAAGCCUGUGACCUCCGAGACACAGGUAUCUUCCUCGACCUUAUGAACCUGAAGAAGCCUGGGGGGUUUGACAUUUCCUUAUUCUACAGGGACAUCAUCACCCCAGGCAAGGAUGAGGACCUUGGGGUUCACUUUGAGGAGUCAGGCAGGCUGGAGGACCUCCUGAGGAAGGUUCGGGCCAAGGAGACCAGGAAACGCUCCCUGGCCCGGCUGAAGCUAAGGCUGGGCAAGGAUGUGGCCCUGACCAUUAGCAUUUAUAAUAUGGUCCAAAAGGCAUUCAGGCCUCCUCCCAUCAGGCUUUACCGGGAAACAAACGAACAAGUGAAAAUCAAGACCCGGACAUUUAACGUAGAAACGGGCAGCUUGCUCCUGCCCAGUGACACCAAGAGGGCUCAGACCUAUGGAGGCCGUCAGAUUGUGAUGGAGAAGGAGGAGACGGAAGAGUUGAAGAGGUUUGAUGAGCCGGGCUUGAUUCUGAUUGGCUUCAAGCCCCUGUUUAUGCUGAAGCAGCACCAUUUCCUCAGGCCUUCUCUGUUUGUGUACCCGGAGGAAUCCCUGGUUAAUGGAAGUACAACACUGUUUGUUGCUUUACUCACCAAGUGUCUGGAGAAGGGGGUGUUGGCACUGUGCAGAUACACCCCUCGCCAAAACAGCCCCCCAUAUUUCGUGGCCCUGAUACCCCAGGAGGAAGAACUGGAUGUCCAGAGAGUUCAGGUGACCCCUCCAGGCUUUCAGCUCGUCUUCUUGCCCUAUGCUGAUGACAAACGGAAGGUGCCCUUUACUGAGAAAGUCACCGCCAACCCAGAGCAGGUGGACAAGAUGAAGGCAAUUAUCCAGAAGCUCCGCUUCAAGUACCGGAGCGACAGCUUCGAGAACCCUGUGCUGCAGCAGCACUUCAGAAACCUAGAGGCCUUGGCCCUGGACCAGUUAGAGCCAGAACAGGCGCCAGACCUGACACUGCCCAAGGUCGAAGCGAUGGAUCUCCGGCUGGGCAGCCUGGUGGAGGAGUUCAAGGAGCUCGUCUACCCCCCUGACUACAAUCCAGAGAAGAAGGCAACCAAAAGGAAACAAGAUGGCAGUGGUCCUGCGGAGAAGCAGCCCAAGCUGGAGCUGUCCGAGGAGGAACUCAAGGCCUACUUUGAGAAGGGCACCCUGGGCAAGCUCACGGUGCCCAUGCUUAAAGAAGCCUGCCGUGUGUGCCAGCUCAAGACUAAUGGCACUAAGAAACAGGAGCUCCUGGACCUGCUCACACAGCAUUUCCAGAAAGCUUGAGGGGCACCAGGCCCCUGUCUUGCCCUGCCACUUUUUUUUUUUUUUUUUUUAUAUACUCUUUCUUUUCUUUGGGAGUAGACUUUGUCCUGGUUCUUCUACUCUUGACAGAUCAUUUGGAUUAUAAGUCUCAAGCUACUGCAGAUUCAGGGAUCUGGACCUCACUCCUUUACAAGUCCACCCUGGCCUUCAAAAAGACAUGGAGGCAGGGCAUCGGACAGUUGCCCCUUUCUGCUUGGGAGCACAGUUCCAGUCCCUAACCUUGCUCCUGCUGAUGCUUGAGGGUGGGGUGAUGAUUCCCCUCCCCACCUUUGUCUUUUGUACCCUAGGCCACACCACAGGCUGACUGAAUGACAGGGAGAUCUCCAAGAAGGCUGUAAGUUCUUAAUAAAUACCCACAAUAACUUGGAUUGGGAAUUUUAACUGGAGGUUUCUGAACUUUUGGGAAGAUGAUGUUCACAUUUGCAUUUCAAUAAUUAGUUGCCUUUGGUCUUCCCCAUUCUGUUUCAUACACUUAAAGCUUAUUUUAAAAAAAUAUAAUAAAAUAAUGCAGUGUUGUUUAAAAAA
This is a messenger RNA of Sarcophilus harrisii (Tasmanian devil), 3441 nucleotides long. It is a transcript of the gene XRCC6, whose product is annotated as X-ray repair cross complementing 6. NCBI's taxonomy places the organism in Eukaryota, Metazoa, Chordata, Mammalia, Dasyuromorphia, Dasyuridae. The record is from RefSeq and is a predicted model, not a curated record. The transcript has 13 exons. Gene Ontology annotation, biological process: cellular response to X-ray; telomere maintenance; cellular response to gamma radiation. Gene Ontology annotation, molecular function: DNA helicase activity; telomeric repeat DNA binding; damaged DNA binding. The coding region runs from base 1045 to 2877 and encodes 610 amino acids. Gene Ontology annotation, cellular component: Ku70:Ku80 complex; nucleus.